Molecule: messenger RNA, 1421 nt
Organism: Amyelois transitella
Lineage: Eukaryota; Metazoa; Arthropoda; Insecta; Lepidoptera; Pyralidae
Gene: Psf2
Product: probable DNA replication complex GINS protein PSF2
Exons: 3
Coding region: 104-694 (196 amino acids)
Biological process (GO): double-strand break repair via break-induced replication; DNA replication
Cellular component (GO): nucleus; GINS complex
Source: RefSeq, a predicted model, not a curated record
UUUGUUGCUAGGCUUUUCAUCACUUUACAAUGCAUUUGAAAUUAACUUAAUAAAUAGUUCCUAAUUAAUAAAUAAAUAUAAACUUAUUGAAAAAGUGCUUAAUAUGGAUCCAUAUGAGAUUGAAUUCAUCGGAGAAAACAGAAUCGUCAGUAUAAUUCCAAAUUUUUCUUACGAUAAAAUUUACUUGAUUUGUGGCGAAUUUGGACCGUUCCGCGCUGGAUUGCCCCUGAAUGUGCCUUUGUGGUUAGCUGUUAUGUUAAAACAGAAACAAAAAUGUCGAAUAGUGCCCCCGGAGUGGAUGGAAGUAGAUGCUUUGGAGAAUAUCAAAGAAGAAGAGAAGAGAUCUAGAUUUUUCACAAAGAUGCCAAAUGAACACUAUAUGGUUGAGGCCAAACUGAUAUUAGGAUGUGCGGCCGAAGAUAUUCCCAAUGCGGCAACGAUUAAAACAAUUAUAAAAGAUAUUUGGGAUAUCCGUAUGUCCAAACUUAGAACUUCCAUGGAUGCUUUGAUGAAGUCCGGAGGCAGUUACGGUAGGCUGGACCACCUUACGAUGAUGGAAAUCAAUUCUGUAAAGCCUCUCCUACCAUCAGCAAUGGAUGACUUGCUUAGGAUACAAAUGAUUUCCCGGAAGACAGCUCCAACAAAUUUAAACAACUCCACUUUCAGUCAGUCAGGUAGUUCACAAAAUAUCUGAUAGAAGCUAGUAAUAAUAUCUGAAUCAUAAUAUGCAGAAAAUAACCAAAAGUAGUUAAGUAAUAUUUUUGUAAAUAAUUUUUAAAUGUACCAUGCUGUGUGCUUCCUUAAGUGCCUUAUAGCCUUAAGAAUAACAACUAUAUCUUUCCAAUUGCUUUCGUAAAAAGCGACUAAGGCAUAGGCUUAUACACCUGGGUUUCAAUUUUUGGCGAUAGGCUAGCAACCAGUUGAUAUUAGAAUCUCAAUUCCAUCAUAAAGGUAUACAGCUGAACAUUUCAGUCUUUUCAAGACUGUCAGCUCUGUCUACCACGCAAGGGAUAUAUAGACGUGUCUGUAUGUAUUUAAUAUGUAAGCUACAUUAUACCAAACAAACAAAUGGUGGCAUAAAUAUUUUUCGGGCUUGAAUAAUUUCUAUAUUAAAAUAAUUGACAUCCAUUAUGUAGUGAUCCUUAUUUGUUUGGGCUUACUUAGUUCAUAAUUUGUAUUAAACAGCUGCAUGUAGGUAUGGUUCAUUUAUUAAUAUGACAAAAUUAAAUGCCAACUCUCUGGGAAAUUAUUCAAUAUCAGUUUUUUUAUUGUCAAUUAUUAUUGUCUAUUAGAGAUGCAUUUUCUAUAGGUUUUUUUUUACUAUGUAGAGGGACCUAUAUUUUUUUUAAUUGAAAAAUCGAUACAAAAUAGAGAGCAUUUAUAAUCUGUCGUCUUUUUUUCUUAAUAAAUAUUGUGCCUUU